UCACCUACGAUGACCCAAUCAACGCUGGUUUCAGCAACGACGGCUGUCUACGUCAAGUAUGACCCCCAGGAUCCGCCUCCGCAUCCCGGGCUGUCGUGGACUCGCUUCGUAUGUAUUUCCGACACCCACUCGCAUGCCUAUAGAGUACCGCCUGGCGACAUUCUCUUGCAUGCGGGUGACCUCAGCGCUGGGGGUGCGUUCAAGCGACUCCGAGUUACUCUGAACUGGCUCAAAACCCUUCCCCAUCCCGUCAAGAUUUUGAUUGCAGGAAACCAUGAUCUGUGCUUAGACGACGACUGGCAAGAAGGCGGGCAUUGGGCGAACGUAGCGGGUGAGACUGUCGGGACAAAGGACGCAGUUGCUGCUCGACAGCUCAUACGCAGUGAAACCUUGCGUAAGGCAGGGAUGCACUACCUAGAGUUUGAGUCAAUAGACAUAACCACCCCGGCCGGACGGACAUGGAAAGUGUACGGGUCACCGGCUGCGCCACGCUACUCAUGGGGCGCAUUCCAGUACGAAUACAAUGAGGGCGGAGAUAUCUAUGCCCGGAUACCGGAGGGGACAGAAAUACUGCUGACGCACACACCCCCGUACGGCACCCUGAACAAAACGAGGAAAGGCACUGCGGCCGGCUGCAAAGACCUUGCUAAGCGACUCGCAAGUGAUGAUCUACAGCGGUGCCGACUGCAUGUCUUUGGACACAUACACGAGUCGCAUGGUGCCGUCCUCCAUGAGGGGAGUGCGGAACAUUCGUGCGAGAGGGUCAGCGUGAAUGCCGCGCUCGCCUACGGCGGUCAGGCGAUCAUCGUCGACCUGAAGAACUAGAGGAAUCAUCAGUUCCAUUAUGUCUCUUGUGCAUCCCAUCUGUACUGUGUCAAACACCAUGUAGACGAUAUACAAACGGAGCGUGGAAAUGAGCGACUUGUGUGUGACCGUAGAUAACUUCGAAACCAGCAAUCUCACCGUCAGAUCCGAUGCCCAAUUUUGCGCGCCUACGAGU
Molecule: messenger RNA, 1000 nt
Organism: Rhodofomes roseus
Lineage: Eukaryota; Fungi; Basidiomycota; Agaricomycetes; Polyporales; Fomitopsidaceae
Product: Metallo-dependent phosphatase
Exons: 5
Coding region: 10-825 (271 amino acids)
Molecular function (GO): hydrolase activity
Source: RefSeq, a predicted model, not a curated record